AUGGUGACCAUCAGAACUUCGCAAUCAACAAACCAGCAGAGUGAGGGGGGUGGUGCGUCGCCCACCACCGGGGCACCUAAUAUCGAGGCUGGAGACGACGAGAUAAUGCAAAAGUCAAUCGAGGAGAACUGGGAGAAUAGUCCCGAGAAUCCGUACAACUGGUCCACACAAUCAAAGAUUUUACAGGUUUCAUUGAUCUCAUCUGCUGCUUUCACAACCUCUGUAGGAGUGUCAAUUCUAUCCCCGGCCCACAGCCAGUUCAUGGAAGAGUUUGGAGUGGGCAGCACAGUCGCUAUACUGCCCCUCUCGCUUUACGUCCUUGCACUGGGACUCGGCCCCGUUGUCGGGGGACCUUUAUCUGAAACAGUCGGGAGGUAUCCUGUAUACCUGGGCACUGUCGUUCUCGGAAGCCUCUUCACAUUGGGAGUUGGAUUCAGCCACAGCUUUGCUGCUGUUUGUGUUCUGCGCUUCCUGGCAGGGUUCUGCUUCGCGCCGUCGCUGGCCAUUGCUGGCGGCACGAUCAACGAAACCUUCAAGCCCGUGAAACGUGCCCUUCCAUCGACGAUGUUCAUUCUCACUCCUUUCCUGGGACCUGGCCUCGGACCGGUUGUUGGCAGCUUUAUUGUGAACCGCAAAGGCUGGCGGUGGACUCAGUGGACGCUGAUUUUCUUCGGCGCUUUCACGAUUCUUAUAUCUCUUUUCGCGAAGGAGACGUUCCAUCCAGCCAUUAAACGCCGCGUCGCCACAAAAGCCGGCUGGCCUCUAUCCGCAUCACCGCCCCUGGCCACCAAACUUCGGCUCUUCGUGACGAUUGCCCUCUUCCGUCCUAUCCAAAUGCUGCUGAGCGAGCCAAUAGUUGCUUUGAUAUGUCUCUAUGUGGCUUGUGAGUUCGCGACACUCUUUUCGUUUUUUGCCGCUCUCCCACUCGUCUUCCACGGGGUAUACGGCUUUGGGAUUGAGACGACCGGUCUUGUGUUUCUUUCCAUAGUAGUCGGAUGCCUACUGGGAGCUCUGACGGUGCUUAUUUGCGACAUACUCCUUUAUCGACCUCAGACUGCCAAAUUCCCUGGUGGCCAUAUCCCACCAGAGUAUCGCCUCUUUCCCGCCAUGAUUGGGAGUAUCGGUCUCCCGAUCGGACUAUUCUGGUUUGGAUGGACCUCCCGUGCGAGUAUACACUGGGCCAGUCCAGUGGUAGCUAUUAUGGUAUUCGCAUGGGGGAAUCUAUGUGUCUUUGUUAGCACUACGCAGUAUAUUGUUGACACCUACGCCGGGUCAACCGUUGCCAGUGCCAUGAGUGCAAAUAGUUUGGCCCGCUAUACUCUUGCGGCCGCAUUUCCUCUCUUCACGAUCCAGAUGUACACCAAGCUCGGCAAUGGGCGGGCUUCGAGUCUCCUCGGUUUCAUUUCUGUCGCGCUCCUACCAGUUCCUUGGCUUUUCUUCAUGACUGGCCCUAAAUUACGGAAGAUGAGCAGGUUUGAGACUGCAGUUAAUUAG
Aspergillus puulaauensis is the source of this 1494-nucleotide messenger RNA. RefSeq names its product MFS transporter. Gene Ontology annotation, biological process: spermidine transport; transmembrane transport; spermine transport. The transcript has 4 exons. Gene Ontology annotation, molecular function: spermine transmembrane transporter activity; spermidine transmembrane transporter activity. NCBI's taxonomy places the organism in Eukaryota, Fungi, Ascomycota, Eurotiomycetes, Eurotiales, Aspergillaceae. The coding region runs from base 1 to 1494 and encodes 497 amino acids. The record is from RefSeq and is a predicted model, not a curated record.